AUGCUCAUCCGAGACUCGCGAAAACUGGUUCUUUUUCUUGUUCCGGUCUGUCUCCUCAUUAUCUUUGCUCUGAAACUCUAUCUUGGCCCCGUUGGCUUUCCAUCUCAUGUUCAAGAAUGGAUUCCUUCACAGCUCAAGAAGUCUUCCAAAGACAAGCAAGAACCUCUAGAUAUCGAGGAGUCGGCACCUACGUUAAGUCCCCAACCAACACCUGAGGUCCAACCAGACAACAAUCAGUUUGGAGAAGGCAUCAUCCCGAAGGAUAUAAGCGCAACACACAAUGAAAUCUUCUCGCUUUAUACAAAAGACAAGAAGUUCUUUGAGAUAAAACUCGGAGACUUUACAGCUCUCAACCCAAAUAUCAUUCCCCAUCCAACCCUCGACAACACAUGGAUCGUCGUGGCGCAAUGGCUACAAGAAGGCGGCAACACACUAUGGUUCGCAGAGCUUGUCUGCGACGCUGCGUUCAAAGAUGAUACCCUUACCUGUCUCCACACACCAGUAACUCUUCCAGUCACUUCAACGGUGGGAGGAAACAAUUGUAAUGGGGAGAUGGCGUAUCUUCAUAUGAGUUUGGGUCCUCAUGAUGCACGCGUCUUCUACGGUCCUGAGAAGCCCUACACAACAUACGGAUCGACCUCGUUCUUUACUUGUAUUGGUCAGUUCGUGCAAGACUUCCGCACAUUGGUCAACUGGCGAGGCGACAUGGCCAAUUUGAGUGAGUUCAGACUCGGCACCGAGCUUCAGCGACCCGCGCCAUGGCAUACAAUGGAGAAGAACUUCUUCCUGUUCUGGGACACCAGCGGCAACAUGUACACCCAUUAUGAUAUUACUCCUAAAAGAGUAUUUUCUCAAAUCAACCCUGAUGGCUCAGCCGGUCCUGAUCUAGCACCUGCUGCACUAGGUGAUGAGCAGUGUCUGGCCAAGUAUCUGCCCAAACUCACCUCUAAUCUCGAAUCCAUCCACCAAGCGACCAACUCCCUUUUGCUCACCAUGUGUCGUCGUGACGAACCCAUGUGUGUUCCCAACGACGAAAACACUUUUGUCAUGGCGAUCUUCCAGCACAAAUCAUACUUCAACUACCACAGCGUCUAUGAGCCCUAUGUCAUGCUUUUCAAGCAACGUGCUCCUUUCGAAAUUCACGCGAUAUCCCAGAAACCGAUCUGGAUUCAUGGCAGAAAGCAAUAUCCUGAGAAAUCGACUUCGGAUAUGUUUUAUGUUACAUCGAUAAGCUGGAAGAGCAAAGAGCAGAAAUAUCAUGGAUUUAUUGGUGAUGAAAUGUUUCUGGGUUUUGGGGUUGAGGAUGUGAAGACGGGUGGCAUAGUUAUCGGAGCUGAGGAUUUGGUCAAAGAUAUGGGACUGUGCUUUGAAGGCUAG
This is a messenger RNA of Fusarium coffeatum, 1377 nucleotides long. RefSeq lists its product as uncharacterized. The transcript has a single exon. NCBI's taxonomy places the organism in Eukaryota, Fungi, Ascomycota, Sordariomycetes, Hypocreales, Nectriaceae. The coding region runs from base 1 to 1377 and encodes 458 amino acids. The record is from RefSeq and is a predicted model, not a curated record.